CGUCACGUUAAACAAGUGUCAUUAUACGUUAUGUUGUCACUUUCAGGGGGGAUAAAAAUCCUUUAAACUUUAUGCCUGCGUAGAACCACAUCGGAAAUACACUGGAAAUUUAAGUGUCUCUCUCUCCAAAUAAGUGGGUGGGGGCGGACCGAACCGAAUGCACCAACUCAAUCAAUUUAAGGAAGGAAAAUUGAAAUUUCCGUGCGAAAAUGGUGGACCAGGACUUGUUGGCGCGAAAUUACAGACUGACCUCGCGUCCGGCUUUGAACAAAAACGCAUUCGAAGAGCGAACGAUUGAUAUGGAUAAGCGCAACGUUGACGGGACAUUCCUUGGGGAAGUACGUCCGGAAAAGUUGGUCAGGAAGUUCAGGGAGUCGGAGCAGAUUGUCAGUGCGGUCAAGAAAUGCCCUCUGGAAACGUUGCUGGUGCCGGAACAGCCGAGAAACCUCACUAACCAUCAAAUUAAGCUCUUUAACACUGAGCGGCGACUGCAGAAAGCUCGCGUGAAAAUGGAAAAAGCGCGAAAAAUCAUCGAUCAAAGGUGGGCGGACUUGGAAGCGAAAGAGAACGAAUUAAAGGAAAAUUUUAUUUUGUUCAAUGAGUUUGUUUUAGAGAAUGUAGAAAAACGCGAAAGGGCUCAUAAAACGAUAAAAUCCCACAAGAAAAACAUAAAACUCAGACAAGAGGAAAUAGACAAUUUAACGAACCGAAUAGAAACAAUACGAGAAAUACAGGUCACGAUGGAAAGACAUAUAGUAAAACACUCGGGUUAUCAGGAAUAUUUAGAGCAAGUUUGCGAGGUAACGCCCAACUUCAACUACAUAAGCGACCUGAUUUCGCGCUUCCAGGAACUGGGCGAGCAAAAAAACUUUUUAAUCGAACGUCAAAAGAACGGCAUGAACGAGUUGGAAAAGGCGAAAACUCGUAUGAUGAAAUUGAUCGAGGAAAAAAACUUCGUAAUAAUGGGCCUGAACAACCAGAUAGCGAACUUACAGGCGCGUUACGAGAACGCCAACAUAAAAGCCCUGGAAUCCGAGGAACUAGUCACGCAAAUCAAGAAUAACGCCGUGAAACAGAUGGGGGAAAUUGACACGGUGAAAAAUUCCAUAUGGAACGUGUACGUGCAUAUGGCCUCGUCGAAGAAGCAUCCGGUCAAAAUCAAGAAGGACAAUGUGGAGGAACAAAUGAUGUACAUCAACCGGACGCUCACUGAGCUGAAUAAAGUGAAUAAAUUGAUUAAGAAAAAAGCGACGAAGGCGGCUACUAAAUGAACUAAUUAUGGUUUUUUUUUAAUGUUAUAUUAGUUAAUAUACAAGGGUAAAUAA
Messenger RNA from Anthonomus grandis grandis, 1325 nucleotides. Its product is annotated as coiled-coil domain-containing protein 42-like. Bases 210 to 1271 code for a protein of 353 amino acids. The record is from RefSeq and is a predicted model, not a curated record. Lineage: Eukaryota; Metazoa; Arthropoda; Insecta; Coleoptera; Curculionidae. The transcript has 5 exons.